Molecule: messenger RNA, 6994 nt
Organism: Fundulus heteroclitus (mummichog)
Lineage: Eukaryota; Metazoa; Chordata; Actinopteri; Cyprinodontiformes; Fundulidae
Gene: pik3c2a
Product: phosphatidylinositol-4-phosphate 3-kinase, catalytic subunit type 2 alpha
Exons: 32
Coding region: 1-5166 (1721 amino acids)
Biological process (GO): phosphatidylinositol 3-kinase/protein kinase B signal transduction; phosphatidylinositol-mediated signaling; cell migration
Cellular component (GO): plasma membrane; phosphatidylinositol 3-kinase complex; cytoplasm
Molecular function (GO): phosphatidylinositol binding; 1-phosphatidylinositol-4-phosphate 3-kinase activity; 1-phosphatidylinositol-3-kinase activity
Source: RefSeq, a predicted model, not a curated record
AUGGCCCAGACACCGAACGGUAAUGGGUUCAAAAUGGACGUCCCCAAGCCAAAGGGGGUUGUGGGUAAGGAGGAAGCCCUCCGCAUGGAAGAAGAGGCAUUGGCUAAAUUGAGACGGGAGAAGAGACACACGGCUUCGGUUUUGACCCCCUCGCCUUCCCCGAAACCUUCGAGGGUCGCCGCUCCCACUGCUGCUCAGCCUUUGCCGUCUGCUACCGCACCCGUCAAGGACCUCAUCGUCUUCCCAGAAACCAAGAAACAAGCAGAGGGGGACAAGUUCAAAGACAUCGAUGUGGAGAAGUUGACUAACGAGGAGCUGGAGAAGCUCCUGCUCGACGACAACUUUGGCGUCAACAGCAAAGCGCCCCGCCCCUCGGCGCUGCUGGGGUUCAACCUCAGCGCCUCUUACCCCGGUGGCAAUCCCUGCAGUUCCUCUCCUUUCCAGAGCAGUCAGUGGACAUCGGUUCUGCCCGCCCAGUCCAGUUCUAGCAUUAGCACUCCCACCCAUCAAGCCAGCCCACUCUUCCCUUCUGCUCCAUUUCCCAAACCAGGCACGUUUCAAAAUGGUUUCACUCCACCCAUGUCGUCCUUCAUGGCCCUUCCGCCUCAGCCGACAUCCUUCAUGGCUUUACCCCCCAUCCAGGCUCCCGCCCCCAUGGUCUUCCAAAAACCAGCCGUGGACCCGGAAAUGGCCAAACUGUUCGACAAGAUCGCAAGCACCUCGGAAUACUUGAAGAACGGCAGAUCCUCCUGCGCCGAUGUGGAUUCUUCCCAAGUGGGCGCAGCCUCUCUGGCGCCGAACCCGCCGCCCCCGCAGGCGGCGGCUGUGGAGUCCUCUCAAGUCCGGCGCUUUGAGUGGCUGGACCUGGACCCGCUCACGAAACACAAACCCGAGAACGAGGAAGCGUCCGCGGCGCCAGGGAGCGACGCGCAGGUCGCCCCCGGGGUUCCUGCGGGGGAUCCGUGGGACGCGGUGCUCGAGACGGAGGGGAGCAACGUCGGUCGCAGCGCUAGCCCCGCCCUGAAGGGGAAAGUCUCGCAGACAGCUCAGUCACCGCAAAGGAGGACUUCAACCGGAAUACCUGUUACACGGAGCCACUCGCUCAAUAUCCCCGGGACGUCUUGCCAGCAGAAACCAAACAAUCAGGGAAAGGGGAAAGGUUUGGUGAAGAACGCUGUGCUGGAGGAACAGGACGCCCAGAACCUGGAGAUUGUUACCUUUUGUAAAGACUUGGCAAGCCUACGUUCCAAAUUCCCUCAUGAAGACACUGAAACCAACCCUGGCUUCGUCCUCAGCCCCGUCAUCGCGCAGAGAGAGAGCAGACCUGACAAUAACUGCUCUGUCAAGGUUUCUAUCGAAAUCCCUGAAUCACAGCAGCCUGUAACUUUCACCUGUGAUGUGAGUUCUCCAGUGGAGCUGUUGAUCAGUCAGACUCUUUGCUGGGUCCAUGAUGACCUGGACCAGGUGGACUUCUCCAGUUAUUUGCUCAAAGUCUGUGGUCGGCAGGAAGUGCUGCAGAAUAAACACAGCCUAGGCAGCCAUGAGUACAUCCAGAACUGCCGGAAGUGGGAGAAUGAGAUCACGCUACAGCUGCUCUCUCACUCGACCAUGAGGAGGGACUUGGGUCGAAGCGCAGAAGAUGAUACCUCUCGAAUCGACCUCGAGAAACAUCUCAGCAACGUGGACAGGCCUUUUAGGGAGAAUGUCACCAGACAAGGUCUCGCUGACUAUCUGGAGGGUUAUCACAACCAAGUCAACAUCUGCUUAGAAAAUGAGAGUACCCAGUACAAGACGGUGGACCGGGUGGUGCAGACCGUAAAGAACCUGUGCUGUGCUCUAGACGAGGUGGAGACCCAGUCCAUCACAGAAGCCAUUAAGAGACUCCGUCACUCCGUCAAUUUAGCCCGGACACGCUCACCCAAGUUGGGGUCAACAUCACCUGGUCAGUCAUCAAAUAGUGGCUCUAGUCCUGUGGAGGAGAGUAUGGCCUUGCUGACAAAGGCCGUCUACGACCUGGUCAAGCUCUACCUGCGCUCCUUCUGCCCUCCGUCGCCGUCCUUCAGCUUACCCGCUUUGGGCCAGCCUGCAGAGGAAGGUGGCGCUGUAGAAGGGAGGAGAAGCAAAGAGGCUUCUGGCACCACAGACCACCUUCAGUUCACUCUGUUCGCGUUGCACGGCAUCCCAGGCCACUGGGUCAGCAGCUAUGAGAAGUACUUCCUGAUGUGUUCGCUCACCCACAACGGGAAGAACCUGUUCAAACCAGUCCAUUCCAGGAGAGUGGGCACGUAUAAAAGCUUUUUUUACCACAUCAAAUGGGAUGAACUGAUCAUUUUCCCCAUCGCUGUAGCAGUGCUCCCGCUGGAGUCCACGCUGACUCUGAGUCUGUUCGGGGUGCUCAACCAGAAUGCCAGCGGCUCACCAGAUUCCAACAAGCAGCGGAAAGCCCCAGAGUUUUUAGGCAAAGUCUCUAUGCCCCUGUUUGACUUCAGACGAGUGCUUGCACGAGGCACGAGGUUCUUAUGUCUGUGGACAUCUGCUCAAGGAGCCGCUGGCGCUGCUGGGGCUACAAGUAGCCGCAAGAGGCUUCCUGCUGAAAGGAUCAUAUUACAGGUGGACUUCCCCAACUCAGCAGUAGAUGUUUUAUAUGUCGGACCCAAGGAGGCCCCCAGCCCCGAGCCGCACACACUGGAAGAGCUGGAUCCAGACCUGAGACGGAAGCUGGAGAAAAUCUGCAGCCGAGCCUCGAAUUUUGGGUUAAAGCGGUCAGACCACCAGGUCUUAUGGGACCAUCGGCUCCACUGUCGUCGGGACCAUCCCAGCAGCCUCCCUAAGGUCUUGGCCAGUGCGCCCAGCUGGGACUGGGCCAGCAUGGCUGACAUCCACUCCCUGCUGCACCACUGGCCCUCUCUGCCCCUAGUCACUGCACUGGAGUUACUUGACUCAAAGUUUGCAGAUACUGAAGUGAGAAGUGUGGCUGUAAGCUGGAUUGAGAAAAGCAGUGAUGACGAACUUGCUGACUACCUGCCACAGCUAGUACAGGCAAUAAAGUUUGAGUGUCACCUGAACAACGCCCUCGUCAUGUUCCUGCUGUCCAGAGCUCAAGGCAACAUUAACAUCGCCCACUACCUGUACUGGCUACUCAAGGAUGCAGUGCAGGACUCUACCUGGGGGCGGCGCUAUGAGCUGGUGCUGGGUGCCCUGCUGUGCCUGUGUGGAAGCAAACUGAGGGCAGAGCUGGAGAAACAGACUCACCUGGCCACUCUGCUGGGAACGGUGGCCGAGAGGGUCAGACAGGCGGGGGGAUCUACCCGACAGGCGACGCUGCAGGAGGGCCUUGAAAAUAUUCAGAACUUUUUCCAGAGAAACAGCUGCCGACUUCCCCUGAACCCGAGUCUGGUGGCUAAGGAGCUAAACUUCAAGGCCUGCUCCUUCUUCAACUCCAACGCCGUUCCCCUUAAGCUGGCUCUGGCCAAUGCAGAUCCAUUAGGAGAGGAAAUCAAUGUUAUGUUUAAGGUAGGAGAAGACCUGAGGCAGGACAUGCUCGCUCUCCAGAUGAUUCGCAUCAUGGACCGCAUCUGGCUGCAGGAGGGGCUAGACCUCCGCAUCGUCAACUUUAAAUGCAUCUCCACUGGCAAGGAUAAAGGUAUGGUGGAGCUGGUGCCUUGCUCUGAUACCCUCAGAAAGAUUCAGGUGGAAUAUGGCGUCACCGGAUCGUUUAAGGACAAGCCUCUGGCCGAAUGGCUUCGCAAGUACAACCCUGCUGAGGAUGAAUAUGAGAAAGCAUCUGAGAACUUUAUCUACUCCUGCGCCGGUUGCUGCGUUGCAACCUACGUUCUUGGCAUCUGUGAUCGCCACAAUGACAACAUCAUGCUGCGCUCCACUGGUCACAUGUUUCACAUCGACUUUGGCAAGUUUCUGGGCCACGCCCAGAUGUUUGGCAGCUUUAAAAGGGAUCGAGCUCCAUUUGUUUUAACCUCCGACAUGGCGUACGUCAUCAACGGGGGCGAGCGUCCCACCAGCCGCUUCCAGCUGUUCGUAGACCUGUGCUGCCAAGCCUACAACCUCAUCCGCAAGAACUCCGGACUUUUCCUCAACCUGCUGUCUUUGAUGAUGUCAUCAGGGCUGCCCGUACUGACUGGUUCCCAGGACCUGAAGUAUGUGUUUGAUGCCCUGCAGCCUCACAACACAGAUGCUGAGGCCACCAUCUUCUUUACAAGGCUGAUCGAAUCCAGUCUGGGAAGCAUAGCAACCAAGUUUAACUUCUUCAUCCACAACCUCGCACAGUUACGAUUCUCUGGCCUUCCUGCUAACGACGAGCCGAUCCUGUCCUUCUCACCCAAGACGUACACCAUGAAGCAGGACGGGCGCAUCGUCCACGCCUCCAUCUUUUCCUUCCAGAAGAGAUACAACCCUGACAAGCACUAUACCUACGUGGUGAGGCUCAUGAGGGACGGCCAUAACGAGGCCCAGUUUGUCUUCCGCACUUUUGACGAGUUUCAGGAGCUCCACAAUAAACUGACUAUCGUCUUCCCCCUCUGGAAGCUGCCGGGUUUUCCAAACAGAAUGGUGCUUGGUCGCACCCACAUUAAGGAGGUGGCUGCCAAGAGGAAGCUGGAGCUCAACAGUUAUGUCCACAACCUGAUGAGGAGCUCCCCAGAAGUGGCCCAGAGUGACCUGAUCUACACUUUCUUCCAUCCAAUUGCUCGGGAUGAGAAAACAGAGGGCUUAGAAACCCCACCCAACAUACCUGAGCCGCUGCUGAGUCCGACCUCUGGCCGGGUGGAAGGAGAAGUGAAGCUUUCUAUUUCAUACCGAAACGGUACUCUGUUCAUCAUGGUCAUGCACAUCCGAGACCUGGUCUCCGAAGACGGCACCGAUCCCAACCCAUACGUAAAAACCUACCUGCUCCCCGAUCCGCAGAAGACUUCAAAACGCAAGACGAAGAUCUCCAGAAAAACCCGGAACCCCACCUUCAACGAGAUGCUGGUGUACAGCAACUACAGCAAAGAAACCCUGAGCCUGCGGGAGCUGCAGCUGAGCGUGCUCAGCGCCGAGUCGCUGCGUGAGAACUACUUUCUGGGCGGCAUCACGCUCAGGCUGAAAGACUUUGACCUCAGCAAGGAGACUGUCAAGUGGUACAAACUGGCAGCCGUUCCAUACUUCUGACCCUGAACCAGCCUCUGACUCUGCCUCUUCAGACAACAACGGACGCAUUCAAAUUAUAUGGGAAGGGCUGCAGGUGGAGCUUUACUUGAAAAUACCGGCUACUCCAGCUCUCGUUUCGUAAAAACAAAACCCCCCGAAAAUCAGGAAAAGGAUUUAUCAUCUGUUGUUUUGUCAUAAGAUUUAUGGCUUUGUCAAACCUGGAAUAUAGUUGGGAAGAAAAAUGUUAUAAGAGGAAUCAAAUUAAGGAUUGUGUAGUUAUUAUAUUUACAUAACAUUAUUUAACCAUGCUUGCAGGGGGGGAAAAAAACAUGUAUCAUAAAUAUCCUGGAUUCAACCCGACCUGUUUCUGAUGAGUUUGAAUAGGAGAUCUCUUAUACUUGUUGCGUAGCGUUACUGCUUGUUCCCAUAUGACAUGAAUGUGUCUAGAGUUCCCUAAAGGGGCAACAGAAGUGAAUAAUCUACAAACCCUGAAAGGGGAGCCUCGUCUCUGUUUUCUCCCUGCCUGUAAAACUAAUCAAGAUUGUUUAUGUGACAAACAAUCUUCUUAUUUUGCCUCCUUUUUAAAAAAAAACUAUAACAAAGAGCUGUAAUAUUUUGUACAUUUUCUUAUUAGAGGACCAAAACGGCUUACUUUCAGAAGAGUUUCUAUAUAUACUGGUGUUUUUUUUUUGUUUUUUUUUUUGUUUUUUUUAAGGAAUAGAAAGGAGAAACGUUUCUACAGGUCAUGAUUUAUUAACUAUGUAGACAGGUAAAAGACAGUGGUGGUUUCCUGCCUUGCAGCAAACAUGUUAAAGUACAAUAGCCCAUCAAACUGGAUUAGAGGAAAUCCAAAAUUACCAUAAGAUUUCCUCGAGAUGUGCCAAAACUAACAAAGCGACAAAAAUAAACUACUCAUUGUAGGGACUCGGUAAGGGUGCCUUUGUUUGUUCUUGCAAUCUGUUUUUAAUGCACAAUUUAACCUUAUUGUUACUAAAUAUAAUUUCCUAAACAAUGUGGCAUGUCCUUAUGGAAAAAAAUGAACGUACCCCGUGAAGCUGUAUAUGUAGUUUCUGGUGGAAGGCCAGAACAAUCAAGAUUGUUGUAACAAUGAUUUAUAUAUUUUUUCCCUAAAUGCACACUUUGUUUCACGGUUUGACUUCUUUCACCCGGCACACCUUAAAGAGGCAAAUGUAAAGGCUUUGAAGCACAUUUCUUUCUAUGUUCUGAACAUAAGAAUUAUCAUGAGAUAGUUCGGUGGCAGGGGGUGGGGGGGACACACCAAUUGGGACGGGAGUCUAUCCUGAAAUCUGGAAAUGAGCUGUUUAAGCUCAGGCAGCUGAACCACACCUUCUCCAAGUGCCUAUAGAGGUCUGAUCACACUGUGAUGAGUAACCGGGCAAAACUAUCAGCACAAACUGGCAACGCAGUCCAGGAAAAGCAAGGUUUUAAGUUUUAAAUGGGAAAAUAUUGUGAAUUCUGAUCAGCAACUUGGAUGUAAAAACGUCUUCACAGAAAGGGAAUAUUAUCCUGUAUAAGACCACACACUGCCCUCCUCUCUCUGUAACUAUAACAUCUAAAGUUGUGUUCAUAUUUAAUAAAGAGAUAAAGAUGAUUCUUUUUUUUUCUGCAAUAGUUUUUAAAAGAUUUCACAUAUGCUUAUGGCACAUUAAUAUUACUGCCUAGAUCUGCUCUUUUAGUACCUGUUUGGAAAAAGGAAGAAAAAAAAAGUUAGGAAAGUUUGUGUUAACAUGGCCAGUUAUUUAUUUUUUAAUUGGUGACCUCUAGCCUGAACGGAUCAGUGUGUACUGUAAUCUCUUUCAUAAAGCAAAUUAAAUGUUUUUGAACAAAU